AUGGACUUGCUUGUGAAAUGGCUCGGCCCUGCCUCCACUGAGCAUGCCAACCGUUUAAGGACAGCCUACCUUAACUGUCCUGAGAAGGGCCUGCAAGAAAUAUGGAAGUGUUUGGAAAAAUGCUACGGGUCCCCUGAAGCUAUCAAAGACUCACUCUUCGAAAGGAUCCAUAGGUUUCCAAGGGUAACCAGGGACUACGAUAGACUGAGGGAGCUAAGCGACCUCCUCACCGAACUCCAAGCAGCUAAGGAUGAUGGUGAUCUCCCUGGUCUUGCCCUCCUAGACACUGCUCGGGGUCUCAGGCCUAUAGUGGAAAAGCUUCCACCUACACUACGGGACCAAUGGACCUCCCAUGGCACGGCAUACAAGCGAAAACAUCAAGUGCCAUUUCCUCCAUUCUCUGUGUUUACUAAAUUCAUCGAACAACAAGCAGAGGACAGGAACGACGCCAGCUUUCGUCUUACCACAGAUACUUGGCCCUCACAAAACAUGGACCGAGCAACCACACCACAUCGAACAGAAAUUUCAGUCCACAAGACUCAAAUUGCGUCUAAGGAAAUCAAAGAGAUAUGCACCAUCCAUAACUUGCCUCACCCUCUUCGCAGUUACUGGGCAUUUAGAGGUAAACCUUUUCCAGAGAGGCAAGCCUAUCUAAGACAACACAACAUCUGUUUCCGAUGUUGUUCUACGCAUGUCAACAAGGACUGCAGGUUCAAGCCUAAAUGCGCUGAAUGUGGCAGUGAAAGCCACAACACUGCUCUUCACCCUGGACCUGUACCACAAACGACACCCAUCAGAGCCAUGCCAAACCAUGGCGGGGAGAACAACGAUGUUACAGCCCACUGCACACAGGUUUGUGGUAGCAACCUAAUCGACAAAUCCUGUUCGAAAAUUUGCCUGGUGAUGGUACAUCCCCAAGGCCAGAGAAACAAGGCAGUCAGGAUGUAUGCCGUGAUCGACGAACAUAGCAACAAGUCACUUGCUCGGCCAGAGUUCUUUGAGUUGUUCAGCGACUUCAUCCCCACAUCAUCAUAUUCACUUAGGACCUGCGCUGGAGUCAUAGAAAUGGAAGACGACCGACUGGCCUACUCCAUAGAAGACAGAAUCUUCCUUGAUAUCAUGGAAAAGGGCGUGAGGAAGAAUAGUCACUGCAGUUGGGUAGCGCCUCUUCCACUCAAGCCAUCCAGACUUCGACUUCCUAACAACCGACAACAAGCAGUCAGUCGGCUCAACUCACUGACUCGCCAAUUCAGGAGGAAGCCGCGUUUGGCAAAGGACUUCUUCUCCUUCAUGGAAAAAAUCUUCGCCGAUGCCCGGGCAGAAGUGGCCCCUCCACUCAAACAGGAAGAAGAGAGAUGGUACUUGCCUAUGUUUGGCAUUUACCACCCGAAAAAAACAAACAAAAUCAGAGUUGUCUUUGACUCCAGUGCCCAAUAUAAUGGAGUAUCAUUGAAUGACGCCCUAUUAACCGGGCCAGAUCUAAACAACAACUUGAUAGGAGUCCUGAUCCGUUUCCGAAAGGAGCCCGUGGCAAUCAUGGCUGAUGUCGAGCAAAUGUUUUACUGUUUUCUCGUGAAGAGAGAGCACAGAGACUUUCUGCGGUUCCUGUGGUAUAAAGACAAUGACCCUGAUAAGGAAAUAGUCGAAUAUAGGAUGAAAGUCCAUGUAUUCGGCAACAGUCCAUCACCGGCAGUGGCAACUUACUGUCUCAGGAAAUCUGUCGGAGGGACACACCCGGAGUGUAGCCCUGCCGUUGUUCAGUACGUCCACCGUGACUUUUAUGUGGACGAUGGACUAAAGUCAGUGCCUACUGUAGGAGAGGCCAUCUCCUUGCUGAAGGAAACCCGAAAUGUUCUGGCAGCAUCCAACUUGAGACUGCAUAAAAUAGCUUCCAAUAAAAAGGAGGUUCUGGACGCUUUCCCUACAGGAGACCUCGCCAGUGACAUCAAAGACUGGACCUCAAUGAAGAGGCUGUACCGAUGCAACGUAGCCUGGGACUUGAUUGGGACCCAGAGAGUGACUGCUUCACAUUUCGAGUUGCAGAUGAAAAGAAGCCUUAUACACGCAGAGGCGUCUUGUCAACAAUCAACAGCCUCUAUGACCCUCUUGGGUUCGUGGCUCCAGUUACCAUCCAAGGCAAGUCCAUUUUACGGGAACUCACACCCGAUAAGCAAUCGAGUUCUGCGCAUCCGUAGAUCAUCUCAGCCUGAACAGUGGCAUUACGUACCCACGGAUAAAAACCCAGCUGACUGUGGAACCAGAUCAAUUCCUGCCAACCAAAUGUCUACUACGGCCUGGCUCAACAGUCGCUCUUUCCUCUCCAACUCCUUGUUCAACCGUUUUGAAUCCAAUUCCUACUGCCUUAUCAAUCCUGAAAACGACGUCGAAAUCCGUCCAGUAGUGACAACCUUCACCACUCACUCAUCCCCCGUGCUUCUCGGUGCUCAUCGCUUCAGGAAGCUCUCCACAUGGGCGGCACUUACACGGGCUAUCGCUCGUUUGAUCCACAUCUCUCAGUCAUUUAAGAAAGAGACUAGACCGAAGGACUGCAAGGGCUGGCAUUACUGUCGAGCGCCAUUUCCGGUAGAAACACUGGCGCAAUCUAACGACGUGAUCCUCGGCUUGGCGCAAAGAGACACGCACCACCACAAGCAGGUACAUCACCAGGGACGUCACUUCACAGAAGGCGCAGUCCGUGCUGCUGGAUUGUCGGUGGAAAAGAAGUAUCAGCAAAACCAUCCACUACUGCGUAAUUUGCAGAAAGCUCCGUGGACCUAUGCAGGUCAAAGGAUGGCAGACCUACCAGAAGAUCGCCUAUCUAUGGAACCUCCCUUCACAAAUGUGGGGCUCGAUGUUUUUGGGUCUUAG
Messenger RNA from Acanthosepion pharaonis, 2868 nucleotides. The record is from the annotation of a GenBank genome assembly. Lineage: Eukaryota; Metazoa; Mollusca; Cephalopoda; Sepiida; Sepiidae.